CAUUUCAACGCUUUUGGGUGCUCUAUUGCUUGGCUGUUCACAUGGAAGCUAAAAGUCAAGUGGAGCCGAGCUCCGCCAGCUCCAGCUUAAAGCUUAUCAAGGUCGAGCCGUGCCGAGGUACAACAUGCUGACAGGACAGCCUGAACAAUGAAAUGGUCAUUCCUCGCAAAAGAUAUCAAUAAAUUGGGCAAUCAUCCGUACAAUCACGUUGGCAUUCCAUUUCCGUUUGGGUGAUCAGAAUAGAGUAUCAAAAACAGAAUCCAACCGUCAUGUCCGCAAAAGACUCGAGCGCCCCGCUCUUCACGGUUCCCAUACCGGCAUCCGAGCCCCACCCGGGCGGCGCGGUGGUCUGCACGGAGGUCAGGCCGGCCGUGUACCUGCUAACGUUCACGUCGCCGCCGGACAACCGGGUGACGACGGCGUUUUGCGACGCCAUGCUGGCGGCGCUGGACCUGCUCGAGUUCGGCGGCCACGCCCCGGGCGUCGUCGUCACCACGAGCGGCAUCCCAAAGUUCUACUCCAACGGGCUCGACCUCGCGCACGCGGCCGGCACCCCCGGGUUCUGGUCCGGGAAGCUGUAUAAGCUGUUUAGGCGGUUCCUGACCUACCCCUACCCGACAAUCGCCCUCAUAAACGGCCACGCCUUCGCAGCAGGCCUUAUGCUGGCCAUGCACCACGACUACCGCGUCAUGAGCCCCGCGCGCGGCUUCGCGUGCCUCAACGAGCUCGACUUCGGCGCUCCGCUCAAGCCCGCCAUGAGCGCCAUCUUCCGCGCCAAGCUCGCGGCGCCGGCCUACCGCGACCUGGUCCUCGAGGCGCGCCGGUUCGGGGGCCCCGAGGCGCUGGAGAGGGGCAUCGUCGAUGCGGUGGGGGGGCUGGAGGACGGGGUGCUGGAGGGGUUGGUUGGGCCUAGGGGGCUGGUGGGGAAGGGGAGGUCGGGGGUGUAUGGGGUGCUGAAGGCGGAGAUGUAUAGGGAGUGUAUUGGGUAUUUGACGGAGGAGGGACAUGAGAGGGAGGAGCAGCGGGAUAGGAGGGGGGCGGAGGAGGAUGAGGUGAGGAGGGAGCGUGGGAGGCGGAGGGUGGCGGAGUGGAAGGCAAAGGGGAAGUUGUGAGGUACGGGAGGGCCGUGAGUAAGGGUAAGGGGUAAGGGGUUCACGGAAUCACGGAAUUAUGGCGCUGCUAUAACUUGUGUUUGUUUCCAUACGUUGUCCUUCUCCUGAUCGUGUACUAUUAAAUAAAUAAAUACUGUCGCAAACAUAAAUGCCAGCCAGACCAUUUAACAGGCCAAAGCCCAGUUGGAUAUCACAAACCACACACUCUCCAAGAACCGCAUAAACAUUCAUUCUCUAGGGCAAGACAGCCCCACUAUGCCCUGGCGCCAGCGCCCCCUCCCGAGGCCACGACAACCCCUGGCUGCUCGCCCUCCCCACCAGGAGCCUCCGAGUGGACACCGUUCUGCCCCGCCACGGCGUCGCCUCCGGGGGCCGGGUUGUAGGCGGCGGUGCCCUGGCUCGGGUCCGCGGCAAGGCCGUACCAGGCGAUGACGGAGAUGCCGAGGAUACCGCUCAGGCAGCUGAAGACGAGGGCGACGAUGCCG
Molecule: messenger RNA, 1597 nt
Organism: Phialemonium atrogriseum
Lineage: Eukaryota; Fungi; Ascomycota; Sordariomycetes; Cephalothecales; Cephalothecaceae
Product: enoyl-CoA delta isomerase 3
Exons: 2
Coding region: 270-1112 (280 amino acids)
Biological process (GO): fatty acid beta-oxidation
Cellular component (GO): peroxisome
Molecular function (GO): delta(3)-delta(2)-enoyl-CoA isomerase activity
Source: RefSeq, a predicted model, not a curated record